AUGCUGCUCCGGUCAAUUCGCACCGUCGAGCAGAAUCUCCGAAGACUCUCCGCUUCUUCGUUUUCUGCAUAUCUCACGUCACCUUCCUCCGUACGCAGAGUAUCAGCGACGGAGAGUGCUUUCUCUUCUCCUAUUUCUCGAUUCUGUUACUCCGUUUGCGUCUUUCCACGAAAUGAGAAUCGAUACACGACGACAUCAUUGCCGGUUUCUUCACGGUGGAUUAGCAUCAGAAACAUGUCUCGGCGGAGGAAGGUCGGAAAACGAUUGCCGGCGGCGGACGCGGCGUAUUCUUCUGCCGUAGAUUUGGCGCUCGACUCGGUGGUGAAGAUCUUCACCGUUUCCACGAGUCCUAGUUACUUUCUUCCUUGGCAAAAUAAGUCCCAACGAGAAUCCAUGGGCUCUGGAUUCGUGAUAUCGGGAAGGAGGAUUAUAACGAACGCGCACGUGGUGGCUGAUUACUCCUUUGUGCUUGUUAGGAAGCAUGGAUCGCCAAUAAAGUACAGAGCAAAAGUUCAAGCGGUUGGCCAUGAGUGUGAUUUGGCCAUCUUGGAGAUCGAUAGUGAAGUGUUUUGGGAAGGAAUGAAUCCGUUGGAGCUAGGAGAUAUACCGCUUCUACAGGGAGAAGUGUUCGUAGUUGGCUAUCCUCAAGGUGGUGACAACAUCUCUGUUACAAAAGGUGUUGUUUCUCGAGUUGAACUCACACAGUAUGUUCACGGCGCCACCCAGCUGAUGGCUAUACAAAUAGAUGCAGCUAUUAACCCUGGAAAUAGCGGUGGCCCAGCAAUCAUGGGAAACAAAGUAGCUGGUGUAGCGUUUCAAAACCUUUCAGGUUCUGAGAACAUAGGCUAUAUAAUUCCAACACCAGUAAUCAAACAUUUCAUAACUGGUGUUGAAGAAUGGAGUAAAUACGUUGGUUUCUGCUCAUUGGGUGUAUCAUGUCAGUCUAUGGAGAAUGUUCAAAUCCGUAAUACUUUUCAGAUGAGUUCUGAAAUGACAGGGGUUCUUGUAAGCAAACUAAACCCUCUAUCGGAUGCUCAUAGAAUUUUAAAGAAGGAUGAUGUAAUUCUCGCAUUUGAUGGUGCUCCUAUAGCAAAUGAAGGAACGGUUCAUUUUAGGAAAAAGGAGCGGAUAAAUUUUGAUCAUUUGGUUUCUAUGAAGAAACCAGAUGAGACAGCCUUGGUUAAAGUCUUGAGGGAAGGAAAAGAACAUGAGUUCCGCAUCACUUUAAAACCUCUGCAACCGCUGGUUCCAGUGCAUCAAUUCGACCAGCUUCCAAGUUAUUACAUAUUUGCGGGUUUUGUAUUCGUACGUCUCACUCAGCCAUACCUUCAUGAAUAUGGAGAAGAUUGGUAUAACAUUUCUCCCCGUAGAUUAUGCGAGCGUGCGUUAAGAGAUUUACCCAAAAAACCCGGUCAAGAACUUGUCAUUAUCUCUCAGGUGUUAAUGGAUGAUAUCAACACAGGAUACGAGCGCCUUGCAGAGUUGCAAGUGGAGAAAGUGAAUGGAGUGGAAGUGGAUAAUCUGAGACAUUUAUGUCAGCUUAUAGAGAACUGCAACACCGAGAAUCUGAGAAUAGACUUAGACGAAGGGAGAGUACUCGCCUUGCACUACCACUCCGCAAGAGUUGCCACUUCUUUGAUUUUGAAACGGCACAGAAUAGCAUCUGCGAUGUCCAGCGAUUUGCUGAUGGAACAAAAUCCAGUGACCGAGUUGGCUUCUUGUUCCACUGCGGUUUGAGGCAACGCCGAAGCAUAUCGCAUGUUGUACACUUGAAAUUAAUUCAUAUUAGCAAAAACCACAUUGUUGUUUGUUCGUAAACAUUUGGGAUUUGAUUAGCGGCUUUUCACGAGCCUGAGGUUUGGAGGCGAAAAAGGAAGUUUUAAGUUAGGCAUAUAUUUUUUCGUAGGCAUAUAUUUUUUCGUAGUUUCUG
This is a messenger RNA of Eutrema salsugineum, 1930 nucleotides long. Its product is annotated as protease Do-like 10, mitochondrial. The record is from RefSeq and is a predicted model, not a curated record. Bases 1 to 1737 code for a protein of 578 amino acids. Gene Ontology annotation, biological process: proteolysis. Lineage: Eukaryota; Viridiplantae; Streptophyta; Magnoliopsida; Brassicales; Brassicaceae. Gene Ontology annotation, molecular function: protein binding; serine-type endopeptidase activity. The transcript is spliced from 8 exons.